This is a messenger RNA of Pelodiscus sinensis (Chinese soft-shelled turtle), 4092 nucleotides long. The record is from RefSeq and is a predicted model, not a curated record. NCBI's taxonomy places the organism in Eukaryota, Metazoa, Chordata, Testudines, Trionychidae.
AUGGUCGGUAUUAAGGAUGUUAGGUGUAGUAACUCUGCACCUCAUCUCUCUUUCUCUACAGCCGAGAAACAUGCUGGUGUGUCCUGUGUGACAGCGUCAGUGGAUGACAUACAAUUUGAAGAGACUGCCAGAGUUGGACAAAUUAUCAUCAUCAAAGCAAAGGUAAACCGAGCAUUUAAUACCAGCAUGGAAGUGGGUGUCAAGGUUACAGUACAGGAUACCUUGACUGGAAUUCAGAAACUUAUUAGUAUGGCUUUCUCUACAUAUGUAGUAAGACCAGUUGGGGAUGAAAAGGUGAACUUAAAACCAGUAAAACUUCAGUCUCCAGAAGAUCAUCUGGAGCAUAGUCUGGCUACUGAGAGAAGAAGAAUACGACUGGACCAUGAACAUGUCUUUGAGACCCUAAUGCAAGAUAGUAGUAUGGAAGCUGGUCAUUGUGAUAAUGGAAGGGAUACAGAGGAAGAUACUAUUUCAACUGAUCUAACCCAUGUGCAGAGCAUUGAACUUGUCCUGCCACCUCAUGCAAACCAUCAUGGAAAUACAUUUGGUGGUCAGAUAAUGGCUUGGAUGGAGACAGUAGCUACUAUUUCAGCAAGUCGCCUCUGUCAUUCAAAUCCCACCCUGAAGUCAGUUGAUAUGUUUAAAUUCCGGGGACCGUCUACUGUUGGUGAUCGCCUUGUCUUCAAAGCAAUAGUUAACAACACAUUUCAGAAAAGUGUUGAGGUUGGUGUUCGUGUUGAGGCCUACAACUGUGAGGAGUGGACCAAGGGCCAAGCACGGCAUAUUAACAGCGCUUUUCUCAUUUUUAAUGCUGUAAAUGACAAAGGAGAGCUCCUCGCUUUUCCCAGAGUCAAACCCACUACAAAGGAUGGUUUGAGAAGGUAUCGUGGAGCGAUUGCACGCAGGAGAAUUAGACUAACCAGAAAAUACAUCCUCAGCAAUAAGGAAGACAUUCCUUCCUCUGAUCUCUGGGAUAGAAGUAACCAGGCAUACUUGAGUUAUAGCAAUGUAGCUACACUGACAGUGCUAGCAUCAAAAUGUGGAUGGGAAAUAACGAGCACUCUGGAUAAUAUAAAAAUAUUCACACAUGAAGAGAGUGACAUCUUGUCUGUCAAGGUAGAAAUGCAAGUGAAGAUACCAUCAAAUCUAGCUUUCAUCCUUUUGUCUGACUUCCGACUCCGCGGGCAAUGGGACAAACAUUACUUAACAUGUGAGGUCAUAGAGGAUGUGAAUGAAGAUGAGAAGAUCUAUCACAUUACAUCUCCAUCAGUGAAUGGCGAUAACCCCAAAGAUUUUGUAGUUCUUGUGUCGAGAAGACAGCCCUGUAAGACUGGUGACCCUUACAUAAUAGCAGUGAGGUCAGUUACUCUGACAACUGUGCCACCUUCUCCAAACCAUUGCAGAAAUGAAAUCCGAUCUGCAGGAUUCCUGAUCCAGACUGAUGACAACAACUCCUGUACAGUGUCUUAUUUUAAUCAAGUUACCGCUGGUGUUCUGCCUUAUCUUGCUGCAAAUCUCACUGGCUCAUCAAAAUCCAUUGAGGACACUGCUUUUUCGUGCAUCAAGUUUUUGGAGAAAGAAGAUAGCAAGAAUUACAAUAUUUUAAGUAAAAUAUCAGGGGAGCUCUAAAGAUUAUCGUAAAACAUUUUUAAGUGCUGCAUGCUGACAUGAGGAUUCUCAAUAUCUACAUAAUCUACCAGACUGAAACAUUUGAGCGACACAGUUCAUUUCAGCCCUGAUCCUGAGAGUAUUUGAGCACUUGCAACUCGCACUGAUUUAGGAAUUAUUGAUUCAUAUUUUUAAUUUUAAAUAGAAUGGGGACUAUUUCUUAUUAAUACCUCUCACUUGAAUUUGAUGGAGUUGCCCAGGCAUAAACGAGGGCAUAAUUUCUUACCAUUGUGGAAGGGCCUCUAAAUUCAGGUUUAAAAAGCUGGUCUUUAGCAAUGAUAUUGAAUCUUAUACAGGCUUUGGAAAGUGCUGUGAGAUCUAUUGAUGAUGACUGCCAUGGAAGUGCUAGGUGUUAAUAAUAUGAUAGCUUUGCAGAUAGACAGAACAAUAAAUAAUAAUGAUGAAUAAACAAUCUGGCCCAUACUAAAUUAUAGACUUAAAGGCAUGAUGGUUUCAGAGGCUUUUUUGUAUUAAACUGCUUUGAUUAAAAAAUGAUAUAGUGCUGGCAGUUAGACCUUAUUGUGAAUUAAUAUCUUUAGAUGGAUUUAAAGAAUAAAAGUUCAGGAAUCAUGUUGAAGUACCUCAGGGUUGCAUCAGAGGUUCAUGGUUUGGUGUAUUCAGUCUUUCUGAGCAGCUAACAUCCUAUCCAGCUCCUCCUGAAGUCAAUGGAAGGACUCCAUUGAUUUCAACUAGAAGCACAUUAAGCCCUGAGGAAAACAGAGGUAGUGUUUGUUACUUUAUCUCUAGCCUCAGCUCCUCCGUUACAGGUAACAGAGAUGGCUGGGAGGGACAGAAAUAAGAGGGAGCUGGUUAUUGCUCCCUGAUAUUCAUCCAACUUUAUGCCCCAAACAGUAAUCAUUUUCUUUCUAAGUAGCCCUCCCUCUCUCCUCCUCCCCCAAACAUUCUAUAAAACAGGGGUCAGCAACAUAUGGCACAUGCCAUAAGUGGCACGCAAGAUGAUUUUGAGCAGCACGCGCGAUGAACAUGCUCCCCCUCGCUCCCUUCUCCACCCAGAAUGGGGAGCCAUGCUGGUGAUCCAGCAUUGCGCCCCUCGCAAGAUUGAAGCCAGCGCCAGCUUCCUGCAACGGGGGAGAGCCCCAAGGUUCAGCAACGAAUUCAGCUUGUGGGGAAGCAUGCACACAGCUCCUCUCCUCCCCACAGGAAAAGCUGGAGCAGAGCCCAGGGUAGAAGACCAAGCAGGGUGCAUGGUGGAGAGUGCCCCUCCCCUCCUCCCAGGAGAGUGGCGCAUCUUAGGAUUAAAUCUUGGCAUGCCACUUUGGAAAGGUUGCUGACCCUUGCAAUAAAAACUCCAAAGCCCUCCCGUGCCACAGCAACUCGUUUUCUGCAUAUAAAAGCCUGAUCUAGCACUAGGCAAACAUGGCAGUUGCCUCUGGCUCCACACCACAACACUCCUCUGGAGCUAAGCUGCUCAGGCUUUUUAUUUAGCCCCAUGUGGCAGAAGUCAGGGCCACAGGCUUCAGCCUCAUCUGGUAGGGCUGUGGCUUUCUGGCCUGAGCCCCAGCAAGUCUAAUGCUGACCCUGCUUGAAGGACCCCCCUGAAAUCUGGUAGCCCCCUGGUUAAGAACCACUUGUUUAGUGCAACCAUUGGGUUGACUCAUAGUGGGCUUGCUCUGUAACUUGAGACCCUCUGUAACUUGAGACCAUUGCUCCUUGUUCUGCCAUCUGUCACCACUGAGAACUGCCUCUCUCCAUCCUCUCUGGAUCCAUAAGUAUCCAGCAGAGCUUCCUGUAGGUUAGUUACACUAUCCCAUUUCCUUCUUUUCUUAAAGUAGCCACAUACAAAUGCUCUUGGCAGGCUGAAGCACUGAUUGAAAAGUAACAUUGGUUACUUAUUCUAAUUUUGCAUUUGCCUGGUGUAAAAUAUACACUACACGCACCAUGUACUAUACGAAGAUUUUCAGUUACCUCUUCCAAUACUUUGCUGGUACAUAUUGUAUCCACAUUUGUGGAUCCAUUUGAAGGAUGUGUUUUUAGAGGUUGUAUAUUUUAUAAUCAGUCUAGUGAAUAAAUUGCUGAAAAAUUAUUAAAAAGUGUUAUUUGUUUUCUUUUGUAUCAUACUGAACCUAACUCUUCUCUAAUGCUUUACAAACUUAUACUGCCAAAACCUCUCCAUAAUAAACCACUCCCAAUAUCGAGACAAGUGCAAAGUAUGGGAAAAGGAGGAAUUUUAUAUACCUUCAAGUAUUUAGCUGUGUGAUACAAAAUUAUGUGUUGGUCCUACCUGAAAACAGAAACUACAGAAAGCACCACUGCUACAAAAAGUUUGAAGUCACAAGCUGGGCUUCCUUUUACGCUCUUCAACAUGACUCAGCAGUUGGUUGUCAGAGCUUGCCAUGUACUUUUAGGGUUCAAGAUGAUGAAAUUCAACAACUGGAAAGACAGCACUACCCUCUUGUUUCCAGA